This is a messenger RNA of Haplochromis burtoni (Burton's mouthbrooder), 3676 nucleotides long. RefSeq names its product insulinoma-associated 1a (gene insm1a). Bases 403 to 1743 code for a protein of 446 amino acids. The record is from RefSeq and is a predicted model, not a curated record. Gene Ontology annotation, molecular function: DNA-binding transcription repressor activity, RNA polymerase II-specific; RNA polymerase II cis-regulatory region sequence-specific DNA binding. The transcript has a single exon. Gene Ontology annotation, biological process: negative regulation of transcription by RNA polymerase II; neuron differentiation; regulation of cell cycle process. NCBI's taxonomy places the organism in Eukaryota, Metazoa, Chordata, Actinopteri, Cichliformes, Cichlidae. Gene Ontology annotation, cellular component: nucleus; transcription repressor complex.
GUGUGUGUGUGUGUGUGUGUGUGGUGGGGGGAAAUACAAUAAAACCCUCAGGUACAUCUGCUUUGCAAUCUGCAAAUCCGCCCUCCUCCUCCUAGCUUCCAUCAGCCUCUCCAUCCUCCCACACCCACUCCCCAAAUCCACAGGGGACCUCGGCUCCUUCUGAUUGGUCGGGGAUGAGGCAACGAGGGGGGGACGGGAACAAUGUCAUCAUGUCGCCUUAAAAAGAGUGCAGCUAUGUUGUGGUGAAAGGACCUCGAGAGGAGAACACGGGAUCAAUAGCAGGAGGAAACAAACAAACAGAGAGAAAAAAGACGCAUCAGAUGGUUUGAUUUUGUGCGCGAGCGGCUGAAAGUGGUUUUCUUCUUCCCGCAGCGCCCAAAGUGCCUUCAGCUCCCCGCAAACAUGCCCAGAGGAUUCCUGGUAAAAAGGAACAAGAAAACCAACCCGGUGUCCUACCGGGUCCGCUCCGAGGACGAAGAAACGGACCAAGCGGCGGCUGAUGCUCCGCCGCUGCUGCCGCCCUCCUCCUCCUCUUCAGCGCAUCUCGUCUCCAUCCCGGUGCGCACGCUGACGCCUACGCCCACCUGCGGGGCGGCGGCUACGGCUCCGGAGCCGGAUGCUAAGCCCGUGCAGUUCGGGAACCCGGAGGCGGUGUAUCAGUCUCUGUACAGCCCCACCCGCCCCGUCAGCCACGAGCACGACCGCUCCUACUCCGAGGCCCGCUUCAGCCUCGGCUCGCCGGUUUCCGCGGAGUCUUUUCCCACACCGGCAGCCAUCACCGCCCUGGAUCACCUCUUCGCCCCGGUGGACCUGAAGAUCGGCUCCAGCAACAGCAGCCGCCCCGAGAGCAGCUCGUCAUCCGCCGGGACGCUCCCCGCCGCUGCAACCGGCGGCUCCAAGCGCUGCGCCAACGACGCCGAGCGCAAAGGCAAGCCGCCGUCCAAGAAAACCAAAGCCAUCCGCAAACUGCACUUUGAGGAUGAUGUCACUACGUCUCCGGUUCUCGGGCUGAAGAUUAAAGAGGCGCCGGUGGACCAGAAACCUCCCCGAGCGCCACCGGCCGGAGGAGACCACGUCCCGCUGGGGGAGUUUGUGUGCCAGCUAUGCCGGGAGGCAUACGCAGACCCGUUCGCUUUGGCGCAGCACAAAUGCUCCAGGAUAGUCCGGGUUGAGUAUCGGUGUCCCGAGUGUGACAAGGUGUUCAGCUGCCCGGCCAACCUCGCCUCCCAUCGGCGCUGGCACAAACCGAAGCCGCAAAAUACGCCGAGCGACAAGGUGUCCGCGUCGAAGACGGCCCCGGAUGAAGCAAAGGAUUCUAGUGACAGGGACACACCCAGCCCCGAGCCGUCCGAGUCCGGUUCAGAGGACGGACUGUACGACUGCAGUCAGUGCGGGAAGAGGUUUAAGCGCCAAGCCUACCUGCGGAAACACCUGGCGUCGCAGCACGGGUCCCCAAAAGCGGCGGAGGAGGAGGACGCGGCGGGCUGCGAGCAGAGCGCGGCGCCGCUCAACCUGAGCGCCUCCUGCUGCCACCUGUGCCCCGUGUGUGGGGAGAACUUCACCAGCAGAGGCAGCCAGGAGCGGCACAUCCGCCUGCUGCAUUCCUCACAGGUGUACUCGUGCAAAUACUGCCCCGCAGUCUUCUACAGCUCACCGGGACUCACGAGGCACAUCAACAAAUGCCACCCGUCCGAGAACCGGCAGGUGAUCCUGCUGCAGAUGCCGCUCCGCCCCGCCUGCUGAUCCCGAACUGUGGACUGGCACACACCGGGAAUCAGAGUCCACCCGCGUGUUUCUUUUUGUUUUUAGGAUUUCAGAGUUCCACUGAAAAAUAAAAAACAUCUGUACCCUAAAGCACACUUCCUUAAACUGAGUAACAGAUGUAAAGAGGUUUGUGAGAAGUUGUAACUCUGGGAGUAAUUCUGUUUCACUGUAGCUAUAUAUCUCCAAAGGACAAAACCACACCGAAGUCUAAUCUUCCUCAAAGACACGUGAAAAAUUUGCUUAUUUGUGUCUUUUCGAGUAAAAAUUAUCGUCAAAUAAUUCACAUUUUCUGUGGUAAACAGAGAGCCAAGCAUGCUCUCACAUAUCCACUCACACGCAGCUUGCAAGGUUUCAGUGCCUUGCUCGAGGACACUUCAGCAACCUCUGGGUGUGUGUGUGUGUUUGACUCCUCCUGGCCUGUAACCCACACCCACGCCCACCCCAACAUCACUUAAAAUGAUCCUCAAAGCUCUUUUUUUAAAAAAAAAAACGUUAGACUGUUAAUUUAUUUUUCUAGCAUCUCUGCACAAGUGCUAUUAGCUCCUAGACCUAAGAGAGGAGAUGACCUGUAGGAUAUAAAGCAGACUUCGCAGGCCUGAACAGACCUUAUCUCAUCACUCUGAUUAGCUUUAACAUAGCUCGUGGAUCUGUGGAUCAGUAGCUGUCGACUGAAAACAAAAGAGAGUAAAACUAGUGUAGCCGGUAAUGCCUUUGGAUUAGAGACUCCUGCUGUAAAACUGCCUUAAACUGACCUGAUUGUUUUUAUUUAUCACUGGCUGAGCAUAUGAUGAUAAUUAUUUUCUACAAAGCCUUCUGUAUUACCAGUAUACAGUAUAUCUAAUCUUUUUUCUAUUUAUUUAUGUAUUUAUUAAAUUAUUUGUGUAAGUUACUGCUUUGUGUGGUCGAACCUGUGAUCUGUCGCUGUGUUUUUUCAUCAUGUAGCCAAAUCCUUUUUAUUUCCUUUAACUUAUGUGAGGGCGGCGUGUUCAUGUGGCAUUAUAGCAAUCAGUGAGCCGCUCCUGAAGACAAACCGAAUGCAAUCAUGUUUUAAUUUAUUAUUAUGAUGAUGAUUAUUUAUUUUGGUUUUGUUGUAACCCUUAGCUCUUAUACUGCUUUGGAUGUUUCUGCAGUAUUUUGCUAAAUGUCCAAAUAAAUAAAAAAAAAUAAAAAAUAAAGACCAAACUGAGAAACAGCUUUCUUUGCCUUCUUGUGUGUUUUCUGCAGGUAACAGCUUGAUUUACACCUCAAGUUGUGGCUUCUUGAAGAAAAUGAAACCAAAAUCCGUCCAGUUUAUCUCCUUAAAUGAUGGUUCAAGUGUCUCCUCUUCAGUUACAUGCCAAAUAAUUGAAUUCAAAGGGUUUAAACAAGCAAAAACAAGGAAAAAUGAUAAGUUUCCAUUAAAGUAAAUUCAAAUCUUUACAUUUUAGAGACCAGGAUCAGUGGUUUUGAGAUGAUUUAAGACGAUUUUUCUAAACACGUAAAUCAGAAAAAAUCUUUCAAAAACAGUUGUACAAUAACAACAUCACUGCUAUCACGUCACCUGUGACCUCUUUAGGUUUUGGUUGUAGCUUUUAAGAAAGAUCAGAGCUUUCAAAUAACUGUUUCGUGCAUUUUGGUCUUAAAGGUCUUCUGUCCAAGAUGACUGAAAAGACUUGAUGUUGACCUUAAUUUAAUCCCAGGCAGGUUAUUGAUAACUUCAUGGAUGUUAAGUGGCGAUUUUACAGGUAUGAUUUCACUUGUGCUGUGUUUAGUUCAACGAGGGACGACUCACACAGGGACAGCACACAGCUUGGUUGGUAAAAUCCCAUCUGAGCCCCGAAACUAUGGACUUCUGCUUUAACUGAAAGUGAAACCAAAGGAAAAGUCACGCCUGCAAGAACAUGCCUUUACAUUUCCCUCUGACUCUAACUGG